AUGAAACAGUCAUCGCAGAAAUCCCCUAGUUCCUACACCAGUCGGUCAAGCUUCUCACCACCUCCAGUGCUCACACCAGAAAUUCAUGAUCAAGAAAAUGUCAAUCCGUACGGAGUCGUGCAGGCUCCAGAAUCGCCGAUAGAAACUCCUGUCAAAGCUCCGUUGAAAAGACGGAAAAUGGGUUUCAUGGUGGACGACAUUUUACAGCCAAGUCCAAAGAAGGCUGUCAUCGCUCUCCGGUCAGAAGAACUUGAGAAAUGA
Molecule: messenger RNA, 261 nt
Organism: Ostertagia ostertagi
Lineage: Eukaryota; Metazoa; Nematoda; Chromadorea; Rhabditida; Trichostrongylidae
Source: the annotation of a GenBank genome assembly